UGCCGGUGAAGGCGGCGGUGGCGGUGCCGCCGGCUCCCGCCGCCCCCCGGCCCCGCGUCCCUAUGGCCGGGCAGGAGUGGGACUGGUUCCAGCGCGAGGAGCUCAUCGGGCACAUCAGCGACAUCCGAGUGCAGAACCUCCAAGUUGAACGCGAAAAUGUACAGAAGAGGACCUUUACCAGAUGGAUAAACCUGCACUUGGGAAAGUGCAAGCCUCCUUUGAAAGUGAAAGACUUGUUUAUUGAUAUACAAGAUGGCAAAAUCUUGAUGGCGCUCCUGGAAGUCCUGUCAGGACAAAAGCUGAUGCACGAAUACAAAUCUUCAACCCAUCGCAUUUUUCGUUUGAACAACAUAGCCAAAGCACUUAAGUUCUUGGAGGACAGUAACGUAAAGCUUGUUAGCAUCGAUGCAGCAGAAAUAGCAGAUGGAAAUUCCUCUCUGGUACUUGGACUAAUAUGGAAUAUAAUCUUGUUUUUUCAGAUUAAGGAGCUUACAGGCAACCUCAACAGGAACUCCUCCUCCUCCAGCCUGUCCUCUGGGCCCAGUGGUCCAGAAUCAGACACAUCCCCCAGCACUCCCAGCGUGGAGAGAAACAUGUCCAUUACAGUGAAGGAUCAGCGGAAAGCCAUCAGGGCCCUUCUAAUCUGGGUUCAGAGGAAAACCAGAAAGUAUGGCGUUGCAGUCCAGGACUUUACAAGUAGUUGGAGGAGUGGCCUUGCUUUCUUAGCUGUCAUAAAAGCCAUAGAUUGCACUUUGGUAGACAUGAAGCAUGCACUGGAGAAAUCAGCACGAGAAAACCUGGAGGAUGCUUUCAGCAUAGCACAGAAUAAACUGGGUGUCCCUCGGCUCCUCGAACCAGAAGAUAUCAUGGUGGAGUCACCCGAUGAACAGUCAAUUGUGACAUAUGUGGCACAAUUUCUGGAGCACUUCCCAGAGCUGGAAGGGGAAGACUUUACAGAUCCUGACAAGGAGCUUCCAAUUGAGUCCACCUAUGUCCACAUCAAAGACACACCAUCAGAAAAGGAAGGCAAAAUCUUGAUUUUAAGUGAAAGUGAAGAAAGCAUGUAUACUGUUAAUCAUGAGAGGAGCCAUCCGGCUCCUCCGAAGGUCCAUAUUCAUGACAUCCCUGAGAGAAUCCCAUUAGAAACCACUUCUGAAAAUUGUAAUGGUAAACUGAGUCAAGAGUUAGAGGAUUUACAGGAAGUGUCUGAAGAGGAGCCUCAAAGGCCUACCUCACUGAAAAUUACAGGACCUGUCAGUUUGGAAUCCAAUUCCUCUUGGGAGGUUCUAAAUGAUAAAUUCAUGCCAGGUGAAGGCAGCAUCUCUGAUGAUCCACUGAAACAGAAUGAUGACCUUUCUCCAGCUGUUCUGACAGAUCAGAAAAAUUCUGUUGACUCUUUUGAAGAAUACUCUGAGGAAUUAACUAAGGAAACCCCUACUGAAUAUGACAACGAAACCAAGAGCCUUUCAGCCAAUACUUCUUCUUUGAGUCCAUUAUCCUGGACUUCAGGUAUACUUACAGAUGAUUCUAUCAAUAAAGUCGAAGAGAGCAAACCCCAGUCUUCAAUUCUUUUACCAGAAGAUACAUCAAAACAAGAAGAUACGCAGAAGUACAUUCUCCACCUUCUAAAUGAGGAGACACAGACACUUCCACAAGAUGAACAUACAAAGGAAUCACCUGUCCUUGAGACAAGAGAAACAAGCCCUUGUUCACCGAAUGGUUCUAAUCUCGAAAGCCAAGAACUAUCUACACAGCAUGAAACAUCUGAUGACUCUCUCUCAGAUGUACCCAAAACUCCAGAGGACCUGGACAGCUGUGAUGAAGUUGAGUCUGCCCCUGAAGUGCUACCCAGUUCUUCAAAAGUAUCCGUGAUACCCCAUGAUCUCUUUUAUUAUCCACAUUAUAAUGUUCCCAUAUCAGCAGUUCUGAACGCUUACCUCGAGCCUUGUAUUGAAGUUUAUGACACAGGAAAUGAAAAAGCUUCUUCUGAAACAGUAACAGAUGUUUUACAUGACCAGAACUUACCAGAACAGGACCACAAGGAAAAUGCUCCAGAGCCAGACUUGGAGAAUAAUCUAGGUACCUCUCCAUCAGAAACAGAUACUGAGAACAGCGAGGAGGAAACUACAAAAACGAGCAGUCACGUGAAUUCUUCCGAUGAAAAAGAAGUGCCAUUAAUAGUAGAAGAGUUAGAAAUAGAGGAAGAUGGCAAUAAGGCCACCAACCAUGAAGAUUCCACUAUUCCACAACAUCCUGAGAUCAUAGUAGAACAUCUAGAAGAUUUACCAAUAGCCAUAAAGACACCAGAAGAAAAUAGUAAUGGGGAGAAGGAAGAGAAAAACGUAAUUGAAGAAGAUUUGCAGAUCUCAGAAGUUGCCACUACUACUCUAUCACAAGAUGACCUGGAAGAAAAUGCUGAAUUCCAGGAAUUUACCCGAAGCAGUGACAGUGAUGCCAACGUUCAUCUCCGAAAAAGGUUUUCUCGUAAUGCUUCUGAGGAGGAAACCUAUGGUGUAAAUGAGCAGAAGAUGACAGAUAUGGGUGAAAAUCCAUUAAUCAUCAGGACGAAAAAUGACUUGGAAUCAAGAGAGACUCCAGCACCAACUCAUGAGAUAACGAUUUUUGAGCAGCCAGAGCUAUUCUACUUUGUCAUUUUCUUCUGGGUGCUGGUCUACUGCCUUUUACUCCUUCCACAGCUUCUUAGCAACAAAGUUUGAUCUGUGCGAGGUGUGGAAAAUAAAGGGAUGGUGGCUGGAUUGCUUUGUGUAUCAGCAGAUGAAUAUGUUCCUUCAGGUGAAGCACAAACAGAAAUCCAGGACCUGGUAUUUGUGUUUAUUAUCAGGUUGUUCUCAAUUUCGCUACUGUUGUGCUAUGACAGUGUCAAAGCACGUUUUAUAUUAUGGUAAUUGUGUAAAUAUAUAUAAAAAUUAUCUGAUUUAGUAGAUGCGAUUUUGUACAUUUGUGCCUUGCUUUAUAAGAUGCUAAAUAAAACCAGAUAAUUAUCAGUAGAGGUAUGAACAAUUCAGAGCUCUAGUCUUCAAAAAUUAUUCUUCUGGCUUCAUUUUCUUAUAUAGGGCCUGAUAGCUGUGGAAGAGGGAUGAUGUUGACUUGCAUCUGGAUCUGCCCACCUGCAAGGGCAAGGCUAGAAAUGCUUCUUCCCAUUUUCCAUUUGAAAGAGCUGGAGGCAGAGCAGAGCUCCAGGUAGUGAAACACACACCAGGAAUUGAUUACAGUUCCAGCAGCAAAUCCAGUGGAGUAACAAAAUCAGGUUGAGGGCAUACUGGGAUAGAGAAAUUAGAUUUUUUUUUUAGGAUUUAAAGUAAAUUUUAUCCUGCACCUUUUGGUAUGUUUGAUUUGCAGGAAUAAAUUGGAUAUGGAGAAGUGUGAAGAACAUACAUGCUACUGCUUCUUAGGAGACUUUAUAUGGGAGAUCUCAGGCCAGAAACUAAAGUUUUUUAAAAGUACCUCAGUGCUUCUGAGUCUGCUUCUGCUUCAAUUUAUUUGCUGCUUGUACUUACGGAUGGCAUAAAGAUUUCUGUCUUUUGCAGAUGCGGUAACCAGCUUUGCUGAGGUUACUGUUAAGGCUCUAGGGCAUGGUAGAAGAAUUAGAAGUAUCUUUUAAGUGUCCAAUUCAAUUGAGAAAGAAAUGACAGAUGUAAAACUAAGUACAGAGAAAUGCUGACAACUAGUCCAACUGAAGAGAUUCCUGUUCCUUGAGCUACUUCUGCCUCUUGUAACUUUUGUCCACAUCAAUGAUCACUUUAGGAUAUUUGAUAUAGGAUUUUUGCCAGAAAAGGUGUAAUCCAUGCUCUGCAGGACAAAAGAGAAGUCUCCAAUUUCAUAGCAGUAACUUUUCUCCAUGUGACUUUUAGUAAAGUCACUGCUUCUCAUUGGCAAAUUUUUAGUUUCACCGUAUGCUUUAUGAGACUGCAUCACAUUGCUGCCUCCACCUGAAAAUUCAGAAGCUUGACUGCAAUGUGCUUCCUUCCUAAAAUGAAGGGUUUUAUAAUUUUACACUGAGUGAAAAUUAAAUGACAUGGCUGUAAGUUUUACAUAUUCUGUUGUAGCAUAAGGCGUAUCCCUACCCUGGCUAAGUUUUCAGCUGAACUAAUAGCACCUGGGAUCAAGAUACAUCAAAAUAUAUAGCAACUGAGCUGCAGUUAGAAUUCAAUAGAAGUAAGGAAUGACAGGAGAUCUUAAACAUUGAAGAUAAAAUUCUGAAAUCCUUUUAAUAAAGCUGAAAUAUUUCCUAUUCUGUCCUGCCACUGUUGACUAAAGCUAGAUUUACCCCAUGAACCUAGAAAUAAGAUCCAUUCUUCUUGGUGAGGAAGAGAUCCAAACAUCCCAACUUAAUUUGGUUUAAAUCAGCUUAAGUUAAAAAAAAUACAUAUCUUGCAUCUUGUUCAUGAAAACAGUCAAGAUUUUGAGUCAGCUGAUUUUGUGAUCCAUUAACCUGUUUGUGCUUGUUGUGGAAGGCAGUGAUACUUUCUUCCAAAAGAAAACCUAAAUAAGAAUUUUUGAAGGUGCCUGCUGGAAGUGGGCUAAAAUACAAACUUGAAGGGUUAGUGCUUUUUCCCCUGAAAGAAUAAAACUUAUUAUAAGAAACCUUGUAUGCUUAUCCUGAAAACCAGAGUAGACCUGGGUGCAGCAUCUAUUUAGCAUCAGCAAGCAGCAGUGUACUCCAUUAGUUUGGAGCAAAACUGUUGACAGCUUUGCAUUAUGUUCCACUUUUCAUAGGCUUCUUUGGUUUGUGAAAACUUUUUCUGACCCUUUGUAUCUUUACUCUGGUCCUUCCAUGUUUAUUAAUCUUCAGGAGAGGCUAUUUAGAGUUGGAUUACAGUCUCUUUAGAGAGCUUUACAGCUAUCAAAGUUCAAUCAAGUAUGCUCCCUUCUUCUUUCCUUUCUCCUAAGAAAAUUAAUCAGGAUGUGGAGCUCUUUGGAUGUCUUAGCUAAAAACUGACAUCCAUGAAGAAUGGAAAGGUGAAGAGGAAUGUGCUGAUGCCAGAAAUGUCAUUACACAGUAUUUUUUGUCCAAGAAGGAGAAAACCCAAUGUUUUCUUGGUUACCUGCCACUGAUGAACAGUGACUGAUACACUGAAAUGAGCAGUUUAAAUGUCAAACAGCAUCCUGCAAUUGUAUUGCUCAUCUCAGUGUUUCAAUUGAUGUACACUUUCCCAGCCUAUCCCAUUGAGAGACAGAGAUGGCUUCUUCCAUCCAAAAUAGAUGAAAAAAAAGCCCAAAAUCCUAAGCCAUUCCAUGAUACCUGGUAUUACAUUACUCUCAAAUUUUGGGUUUGUUUUGUUGUGGGUGUGCUGUAACACAAGCACUGUACCUUACCCAGCCAUUGCAUGGGUGAGAAGAUCCAGGGUGAAGUGCUAAGAUUGAUUACACUGGUGUUGUCAAUCGUGCUUAAAAAAACUACUGAACUCUUCAAGACUUUUGCCUUCACCUGGAACUGUAAAGACUAACAUCUGCAUAAGCAGCAGCUUUCCCCAGUUAAACUGACUUGUGAGCCUACAUCUCUUCUUCCACAGUGCAAGAUCCAAUUCCUUAAUGCAAGUGCCCUGUUCUGAAAACACUGCUUAGUUUUGGGGUUUGUGGCUUAUUCUGAGCUGCUGCCUAAAAGCCUGAUUAUGAAACAUUUAUUAUGGCAAAGCCUAUUUUAACUUGCUGCCCAGAGGACUGGCUGGCAAUAGUGGAGGGUUUAAACCCUGGUGGGCAAUCCGUUGUCUACCCAUUUUCCAACAGAUAUGUGCACUGUCUGAAUACAGAAGUUUUUGCCAAACUUUUGCCUGGGUUGAAAAUGUUAAGCUUGAACUGCCCACAUUUGGUAUAUUGAUUUAGCAGCUGAAUUCAGAUACACCAGGGAACUGAUCUAUUCAGAGCCUUUCUAAAACCAGCUGGUUUUGAGCAAAUAUGGGUAGCAGAGCAUUGUGAAGUGUAAGUGUCAGGAAGUGCCUUGAGGAUUACUGGAUAAAGGAUGUUUGGUGUUCACAGAAGCAGCAUGAAAGACUGAGUGGCAGCUGUAAUAGGAUGGUUCAAUGUCAUUGUAGUCAUGUAACUUAACUGCAGAGUGUUUCAUUGUGAUUUUAUAGAAAGUGCAAGGAACAAUACACUAUUAAAGACAGAACUCCACUAAACAUUUAUGGGGCAGAUGACUUAGAGUUGAGGAACUUAGUUAAACAGUCACAUACAUAAUCUACAAACUGACCAGAAUAUAGCUUUUGCCAAAUUGUAGGAAAUUAUCAGUGCAAAGGCAGGGCAAGCACAGACUACAAUAACAAAUGACAAUCAAUUUUCAGCGCCAUGAAUAUUUUUGAGAGAUUGAGCUCUAAAAUGUAUUUUUAUUGAGUUUCUAGAUUGUAAUGAAUGUGUCUACAGAAUUUUAUGCAAAGCUUGAGAGUUCAGCUGUUUUAAAAUGAUUUUUUUAUAUAGCAGUGAUUAUUUUAUCUAUAUAUUUAAUAGAACUGUAAAACCAUUUUAAGAGUACCUGUAAAAUUCUAUGUAUGUGAUACAAUUAUUUAUUAAUUAUGACUCAUGAGAAUGAACAUUAAGCUAUGCAUUGGUUGUGUCAUCCGUUUGAAAACUGGAAACUGCAAACAGGUGAAGAGCUUUUAAUGAACAGCUGAUCUGAAAAGCAGAGGAAACGACUGAAUACAUUUGUGUGAUUCUUAAAGCUGCAUAGCAAUAUGUCAUUUUGUGAUGUUAAACUUUCAGCUAAAGUUGCAAAAUAUACUGAGUGAUCAAGCUACUUUCUUCCAUUAAAACUUCCUGAGGCUGAAAUUUCUACAUGUUGAUAUUUGGCGUCUAAACACACUUAAAUCCCAUACACUUUCUGGACCCUCUCAGUUCACUCCUGUUCAGUAUGACUGUAACUUCUUUAUUCAAGUAGUGCUCCACUGAGUUUACAAGGCUACAUGCCAUACCCACUGGGAGUAUUUAGGGUUCUCUGCACUAAUCCUCAAAGAAUCCAAGCUUUAGGAGAUUCAUUUGGCCAGUGUAUGUGGUAUCACAUUCAGCCAUCUAACACACUAAUAAUUAUAAUAGUGCAUUAUCACUUAUGCUAGCUUUAAAUACUUGGGAGUCCCUUCUUGCCAAGCACAAACGUGAAUGCAUCCAGUGAUGCAUUCAGUUCCUCUACUUCUGUGGAAGUCAGUGCAACACAUCUGUGUGCUAAGCACACACUACAAGAUCUGGCCCUGAGGGCACUUAAAUCAACAUCAACCGCAUAGGCCAGGAAGUUGCUGAAGCCUAUGCCAUGCCCGUGCAAAUCCAAUCACACCAACCAUACACCACUCACUUCAGUUGCCUCCAUUUUACACAGAGCAUUUGUUUGCCUCAAUUCUGCAAAAUCAACCCUCCAAAGAGAGGAAGUUAACAUUUACUUCCAUCUUCAAUUAAGAGAACAGCAGCAGGGAACAAAUAAGUGGAAAACAAAGGUGAGGUUUCAGGCUGGACUAUGACCAUGGAAGUUGCCAAACUGCUACAGCUGCAAGCUCAUACCCUGGCAACAGGUUGCCUGCUGUUUCCAUUGAGCUUAUAACAGAUCUGAAUGGACAUAAAAACCACUAAAUCCUUUGUAUUUCUGCAUUGUGCAGGUUUUUGUCAGGUAAAUAACUUCCCCUGGCACACCACUGAUAACACUAAUUUACAGCUGCCCAACUCACCAUUGUUCCCGUUCCAGGUUUGUAUAUAAACAGGACACACACUCUGGCUUGUCCUCACCCAUACCAGCCCAGGAUCAGGAAGCUGUUCAUGCAGGAGGAAGGGAUACAUGCACAUUAAAUGAUAUGGGAAAGUCAUGUUCUCUGUGGAGUAGCUCGCUUGCUCUGUCCAUUGCUUCACACAACUCCAGAGCUCACAAAGGGUGAAACAUUAAUCCCUAUUUUUUCAAGUGCCAUAAUAAUUUCAGAGUUAUCUUAACUGCAGCUGUGGAAAAUCAAAGUAUUUUUUUCCUCCACUAAAUGUAUGACAUGGAAAACCUCCUUGCACCUCAAGGAAAUUUUGAUAAUUCCUUUCCAAGCAGCUGCUACUGCUGAUACUGGAAAAUGAGACCCAUGUUAUUUUCUCCCCAUAGUGGGGGAAAUGUCUAAGUUUAUGUCUCUGACACAUAAAAUUGGCCCCUGAGUGAUUAAUAUAUUUUUUCUUCAUGAAAAGGUUAUAAGGACCAAUCAAAAAUUAUUUUACCUUAGUAAGAAAUAACUAAAACUAACCAUUCCAAGAAAGGCUAGUUCCUGGUCGUCGCUGCCAUGUUAAGGCAAGGUAAUAUGUUAUUCCCCAAACAGUUUCAUUAUUUUCACUGGGCCUUUCUAGAAUCUCUUUGAUUCACAGAAUGGAUUUUCUGUGUCCAAGAACCAGUUUGUACAGGGAGAUCCCUGGUCAAUGGCCAUUAUUAAGACUGUAACAGAAAAUCACUCGUUUAUUUCAAAAUGACUGGUCUGAUGUGAAUCAAGCAACUUUCGAUGUAUAUGCUGCUGAGUUCUUAAGAGAAACAUUGCAGUCACAUUUUAAUGCCAAUAAGUUCACAAGUCACAUAAGUAUUUUUACUAUAAUAAAAAAUUCAAUUAGUACUUUUGUCUUAAACAAAACAUUUUAAUAGGGAUACCACCUUGUGCUAUUGUAUACUGCUGUGUAAAAAGCUGAAUAAACUUGUUUACCUUUCUUGUUAAAGUUCUCUAGUUUAAAAUGUAACAUCCUACAAGGCUAAACAGUUAAUGAGGAACUUCAUCCUAAAUAAAUAAUUUCUAAGUAAGGAAUGUAAUAUUUAAAAUACAUGUUUCUCUCUGGCAAGUGGUGAGGAAUGAUGACUUUUUUAAAAUGAGAACAAAUGCUGGGAAGAUUUGAGUGGUGUCCAGAUAUACUGAAGGAAAUGCAAAUAGAUUUCUUCUGAACACUCAGUCAGGGGCUUGUAUUGGAUGUUUGCACUAGUUGAUCAAAGCUAAUUUUUGUGACAAAGAACUAAAUUCUUCUGUACAGCUGGUAAACAAAAUGGUCUUUAGGAACUGUUAUGCUGUAAUAAGAAUAGUAUUUACUAGUGAAUAGCUCCAAUUUAUUUUACAGAAUCUCCAAUUUUGAAAUAAAUGGACAGGCUUCCUGUAUCUAA
Molecule: messenger RNA, 9103 nt
Organism: Catharus ustulatus (Swainson's thrush)
Lineage: Eukaryota; Metazoa; Chordata; Aves; Passeriformes; Turdidae
Gene: CLMN
Product: calmin
Exons: 13
Coding region: 63-2717 (884 amino acids)
Biological process (GO): nuclear migration
Cellular component (GO): nuclear outer membrane; meiotic nuclear membrane microtubule tethering complex; cytoplasm
Molecular function (GO): actin filament binding
Source: RefSeq, a predicted model, not a curated record